Molecule: messenger RNA, 2088 nt
Organism: Anopheles stephensi (Asian malaria mosquito)
Lineage: Eukaryota; Metazoa; Arthropoda; Insecta; Diptera; Culicidae
Exons: 5
Coding region: 202-765 (187 amino acids)
Source: RefSeq, a predicted model, not a curated record
ACAGCCGAAUCAGAACAACGGGUUAUUCACAUCCACCCUCUUCGGAACGAACCAGGACAACCACAAAUCACACCCAACCGAAUCGAUCGACUUCGAUCACCAGGAGAGCUACUAAAUCAGCAAUUUAAACUUGUAGGCACAGCCAACCAGCAAGGCAGUAGAGUAGAUUCAACUAUCCAGGGUGAAAAUCAACCCCAGGAGAUGGAAGAUUCUUCGCAGCUGGCUAAUCUCACCGACGCAGCAUUCGGCGAAAAUAGUUUUAAUAUUUUUGGUGGUGGUUCAGAAGGGGAUUUAGUUGUAGAAGAAUUAGAUGACAGUAGUACGGUAGAGCAAGGUGGUGGGAUAAUAGAUUUAGAAGAUAUUUUCAGAAAAUGGACCGCUCUACCGCUUCCCAAGGACUCGCGUACGUUGUUGAAAACAUCAACAACCAUCGGCCAGGAGAUACGAACCGUACCAGGAGGAGAGUUUUGGUACAAAGGAAUUGAAAAUAAGCUCAACAGUUACUUUCAGUCAAAAGCUUCGUCAACACAUAUUAUUUCCAUUCAGCUUUCCAUAGAUGGGCUUCCUCUUCAUAGAGGGGGACCAAUGCAAGUUUGGCCCAUCUUAAUGAAAGUUGAACAGAUGCCCAAUGCUCCGAUUAUGAUGAUCGGAAUGUUCUGUGGGCCGGCGAAACCUGAAAGUUUGGAAGUUUUCCUGAGGCCGUUGGUAGAAGAGGGCAAACAAAUCCAUGAAAGAGGAUUGCAUAUUGGUGAGGAAGUACGGUAAUUAAAAAUUCGCGCUAUAAUUGCAGAUUCACCUGCGCGGGCUUUCAUAAAAGCAACAACCUACUUUAACGGAUACCAUGGCUGUAUGAGAUGUACCUGUGUGGGAGUAUAUGUGGCAAACAAAAUAAUUUUCGACACAGUUGGUGCUCCCCUAAGAACUGAUACAGGAUUUCGAGCGAGGGAAUGUCCUGGCCAUCAUCAAGCAUGGCGGACUCCGUUAGAAGAAUUACCGGAUUUCGACUUGGUUGAAAACGUACCUACGAGUGAUCGCCUUCAUACAUGUGAUCUAGGGGUUACUCGCCAACAUUUGUUGAAUUUAAUUGAAAAUAAGUUUCGUAUAAUUAGAUUAUCUUUUGCAGCAAAACAGUGGAUAACAAAAUUCCUAACCAAAGUGCAGCUUCCCUCUGAGAUUCAUCGUAAACUCAGAGGGUUGAAUGCAAUCCGUUUUUGGAAGGGUACAGAAUUUCGCACGUACUUGCACUACGUCAGUCCAGUGCUGAUGGAGAAAAUUUUAGCGGGGAAGCAUAUUGUCAUUUUUUGCUGUACUUUUGUGCCCUGACAAUAUUUUCUUCUUCAUUUCAUCGACGUCAUUGGGAACUUGCAGCUGGUUUUUUAAAUUCUUUUGUUAAAAAAUUUGGGGAGAUUUAUGGUCGGGAGCAUCUUUCUAGUAACGUCCAUAAUCUACAACACAUUGCACAGGAUGUUUAUCAGUACGGGCCUCUAGAUGAAUUUUCAACGUACUGCUUUGAAAAUCACCUGCAACUUAUUAAACGAUCAGUUCGAUCAGGCUUUCGGUGCGGUGUUCAAGUGGCGGCACGCGCAGAAGAACGAUCUGCUAUUGAAGUCGCAAGUACAAGCUCAAAUCGUCGCUACCCUCGCUUUACUACAAACGGCAAAGGAAUUUUUUUAUCCUCUGAUUUUGUUUUGCGCCCAUUACCCAGAGACGAAUGGUUUCUUACAAAGGGUAAUGGGAUAGUAAAAUUUUUAAAUGUUACACAAAAUGAUAAUACCUUUUCUAUUACAGGGACACAAUAUGAAUAUAACUUUAAUUUAUUUUCGUUUCUUUUCAACGAGGAUGAUCCUGAAUCAGAAUUUUCAUCAUCGGACAUUCUCAUUUACGAAAUACCCGAAGAUGUUCCGACACAAACCGUAGAAGUGGAUUUGGACUGUAUUCGAUGCAAACUUGUGGCCAUUAAACCAGCAUCUAGACCCGGAAUAACGGUAUUUCUACCUCUUUUGCACACCCUUCGAUCCGAUUGAGUGAGUUUAUCUCUCUGAGCAUGUUAUAAACUGUUGCUCAUGUUUAAUGUUAAUAUUUUCUUUA